AUGUGCUUUUGCGCCAUCGAUCAAAUUUAGUUUGUAGAUUUCUUUCCAUUCCAUUCACAGAGACAAAAUGUCCUACCAAAACUGGUUGAAUUACUUGCAAUCCGCCGAAAAGAACUCAAUGAUUAGCGGUCGGCUGCGCAAAGUGCUCUACAAGUUUCCGGAUGGACGUCAAAUGGCCGAGGAAUACAAUAUGGACACGGGCGUAGUCCAACGACGAGCCUGGCGUAAGUGCAAGCAACUGAUGGGUGAGCCUCAGUGGGAGAUUGAGCUUGGCGAGGAGCCACGACAACUCAAUUGGAGUGCCGCCAAUAAGACAAAUGCAGCUGCCGGUGGUGGUGGUGAUGCUGACACCUUGUCUGCCGGCGAAUUUACGCUGCGCGAAAGCAACUCAGCUCCGCUGCUAACCAAACGGGUGACGAAGAAGAACAUUGAGUGGCGUAUACGCAAUCUGUCCUAUCCGCUAAGCGUCUACAAUGUUAGUGCCGAUGCCGAGAAGCGUGCGAUUAUUGUGCGUACCAGCAAUAAAAAAUACUUCAAGGUGAUACCUGUACCAGAUCUGGAUAGAUGCAGUGUUCCCCCGCUGCAGGCCAACAUUAGCACACAUCAUCAGUUCAAUACUCUCAUCAUCACCUACACUAAGCCGGAUAUUCUGUGCGAGAUGGAGGCCCAAGUGCUGCUGUUGCUGAAGAAUGUGGAGACUGAAACCGAUAUGGAUGAUCUGCUCAAGGGUUUGAUGGCCAAAUAAAAAACGCAUAGCAUAUAAAAUACAUAGAUACAUAGAAACUAAAA
Messenger RNA from Drosophila grimshawi, 789 nucleotides. Its product is annotated as protein DPCD. The record is from RefSeq and is a predicted model, not a curated record. NCBI's taxonomy places the organism in Eukaryota, Metazoa, Arthropoda, Insecta, Diptera, Drosophilidae. The transcript has a single exon. The coding region runs from base 68 to 745 and encodes 225 amino acids.